Messenger RNA from Paramormyrops kingsleyae, 5877 nucleotides. Its product is annotated as dynactin subunit 1-like. The record is from RefSeq and is a predicted model, not a curated record. Gene Ontology annotation, biological process: establishment of mitotic spindle orientation; nuclear migration. Lineage: Eukaryota; Metazoa; Chordata; Actinopteri; Osteoglossiformes; Mormyridae. Gene Ontology annotation, cellular component: kinetochore; microtubule associated complex; axon.
AUCUUAGGUCGGCGUUCACGGUUUGACUUCUGAGAUUCAGAUCUAGCUCUAGGUAUUUUUUUCUAACUGGAUGGUUCGACUUUUAAGAAAUUUGACUACCACUGUACCACUGUAUAUAACAUGAGCACGUGAAACCGCGCGCACGAGCACCCGCUGGCCGUGAGCGCGCGCGGAAAAGCAUACAGGCCAUGUUAUGCAUUAUAAAUACAUCCUUAAAAUGGCAAGUAUUUUAUUUGUAGCGCUAUUCCCUAAGGAAUAACGUCUCUAUAGAGCUACCCACGUAUCUUCAGCAGGUUUUACGAAAUCUUUAAAUGUAUUCAGAUUUCGAUUCAGAAAAAGCUGACAACCACAUUUUAUUUGCUACGGCUGAAAGAAACGUAAAUGUGAUACAUCUAGACAUAUACCAAAGCCAGAAAACAUCAGUAAAUAAUCCGUUUUGCUUUGACACUCAAACUUAUUUGUUUUCAAAGUAAAACUUAUACUGUAGAAUAUUAUCUGCAACAAGAGCAAUCAUCAUGGUUCUUUUUCUGCUUUCUGCACAUAAGAAAUCUUCCGCGCGCCAACCUGCGAGUAACAUUUAACAGAAUAUGCUCAGAACAAAGCACUUACAAAACAUCAAGCAAGUCCUAUGUAUCCAUUAAGUAAAUAAUACAUGUCAUAUACAUAUACAGUAUAAGUUAUUAUUAUCUGCAGAUGCCAGGUGCCCUUAAAUCAUGGGAGGCACUGUGAUUUUCCGAGGAAAUACUGAGGCGUAUUCCUGCACUGAACAGGAAGCUGCAUCACAAAUCCGGGGAGUCCACGGCUCUGCUCAGCCUUCGUAGUUGACCACCAGUAGCGGCAGCAGCAGGAUGAGCUCAGACGGGGGAGGCAAGCCGGUCAAGGUGGGGUCCCUGGUGGAGGUGAUCGGUAAGGGCCACCGCGGCACCGUGGCCUACAUCGGCGCCACUCUAUUCGCCACCGGCAAGUGGGUGGGCGUUAUCCUGGACGAUCCCAAGGGCAAGAAUGACGGCACUGUGCAAGGCAAACGCUAUUUCACCUGCGAGGAAAACCACGGCAUCUUUGUGCGCCAGUCCCAGAUCCAGCUGGUUGAGGAUGGGAUGGACACCACGUCUCCCGAGACUCCGGAGCCAGCCGCCUCUAAGGUCCCCAAACGAGAGGUUACUGAGACGCCAAAAUCAAGCAAGCUGCGAGGAGUGAAGGCCAAGAAGACGCCCGCGCCACGGAAGACCACCACCAGGCGCACCAAGCAGCCCAGCCGGCCCACUGGCUCCACGGCCUCCAAGGCGGGCCCCUCGGGGUCGGCCUCCGCCUCUGCUGGGGAAAUGAGCAGCAGCGAGCCCAGCACCCCCGCUCAAACUCCUCUGGCAGCACCUGUCAUCCCAUCACCCAGCGGCAACCUGCUGUCACCCGGGGCCCCACCUGUACCUGUCCCCAGCAAGGAGGAGGAGGCACUCAGGGCUCAGGUGAAGGACCUGGAGGAGAAGCUGGAGACCCUGCGUAUGAAGCGCAAUGAGGACAAGGCUAAGCUGAAGGAGCUGGAGAAGUACAAGAUCCAGCUGGAGCAGCUGCAGGAGUGGAAGAGCAAGAUGCAGGAGCAGCAGGCCGAGCUGCAGAAGCAGCUUAAGGAGGCCAGAAAGGAGGCGAAAGAGGCCCUAGAGGCUAAGGACCGCUACAUGGAGGAAAUGGCCGACACGGCAGAUGCCAUCGAGAUGGCCACGCUGGACAAGGAGAUGGCGGAGGAGCGGGCGGAGUCACUGCAGCAGGAGGUGGACUCCCUGAAGGAGAAGGUGGAGGAGCUCACCAUGGACCUUGAAAUUCUCAAGCAUGAGAUAGAGGAGAAAGGCUCCGAUGGAGCAGCGUCCAGCUACCAUGUGAAGCAGCUGGAGGAGCAGAACGGCAGACUGAAGGAGGCUUUGGUCAGGAUGCGAGAUCUGUCAGCUUCAGAAAAACAGGAGCAUGUGAAGCUACAGAAGCAGAUGGAGAAGAAGAACUCUGAGCUGGAGACGCUACGGCAGCAGAGAGAGAAGCUGCUAGAGGAGAUGAAGCAGGCUGAGAAGACCAUUGAUGAGCUGAAGGAACAGGUCGACGCCGCCUUGGGGGCGGAGGAGAUGGUGGAGACCUUGACAGAGAGGAACUUGGACCUGGAGGAGAAAGUGCGGGAGCUACGGGAGACGGUCACUGACUUGGAGGCCAUUAAUGAGAUGAACGACGAGCUGCAGGAAAACGCGCGGGAGACGGAGCUGGAGCUGCGGGAGCAGCUGGACCUGGGUGUGGCGCAGGUGCGGGAGGCAGAAAAGAGAGUGGAGGCAGCCCAGGAGACUGUUGCGGACUUCCAGCAGACCAUACAGAAGUACCGGGAGCUAACCGCGCACCUGCAGGAGGUAAACAGGGAGCUGAUGAGCCAGCAGGAGGCCUCAGUGGAGCAGCAGCAGCAGCCGCCCGUCGAGAUGUUUGAUUUCAAGAUCAAGUUUGCAGAAACCAAGGCCUAUGCGAAGGCUAUCGAAAUGGAGCUUAGGAAGAUGGAGGUGAUCCAGGCCAGCAGACAGGUGUCCCUGCUCACCUCCUUCAUGCCGGAUUCCUUCCUGCGGCAUGGCGGAGACCACGACUGCAUCCUCGUCCUGCUGCUCAUCCCGCGGCUCAUCUGCAAGGCGGAGCUGAUCAGCAAGCAGGCGCAGGAGAAGUUUAACCUGAACGAGAACUGCGUGGCUCGCGCCGGGAUGCGUGGCGCAGUGGGGGAGCAGCUGAGCUUCGCCGCCGGCCUGGUCUACUCCCUCAGCCUGCUGCAGGCCACCUUGCACAAAUACGAGCAAGCUCUGAACCAGUGCAGCGUGGAGGUGUAUAAGAAGGUGGGCAUGCUGUACCCGGAGAUGAGCGUUCAUGAGCGCAGCCUGGAUUUUCUCAUCGACCUGCUGCACAAAGACCAGCUGGACGAGACGGUGAAUGUGGAGCCUCUGACCAAGGCCAUCAAGUACUACCAGCACCUGUACAGCAUCCAUCUGGCAGAGCAGGCAGAGGACUGCACCAUGCAGCUGGCCGACCACAUCCGGUUUACCCAGAGUGCCUUGGACUGCAUGGCUGUGGAGGUGGGCCGCCUGCGUGCUUACCUUCAGCCUGGCCAGGAUGGCACCGACCUGGCCGUCCUGCUCAAGGACCUGGAAACCUCUUGUAGCGACAUUCGCCAGUUCUGCAAAAAGAUCCGUCGCAGGAUGCCUGGCACCGAUGCCCCGGGUAUCCCAGCAGCCCUCGCUUUUGGCCAGCAGGUGUCAGACACACUGAUGGACUGCCGCAAGCAGCUGACCUGGGUGGUGGCCGUGCUGCAGGAGGUGGCAGCAGCGGGAGCCCAGAUGAUCGCCCCGCUCAGCGAGCAGGAGGGCCUGUCAGCCCUGAAGAUGGAGGACGUGGCCUUCAAGGCGGCCGAGCAGGUCUAUGGCUCCCAGGGCAUCAGUCCCUAUGAGUGUCUACGCCAGUCCUACAGUGUUGUCAUCGCCACCAUGAACAAGAUGGCCACUGCCAUGCAGGAGGGCGAAUACGACUCGGAGAAGCCUCAUGGCCAGACACCCUCGCCGGUGGAUCUGCGGGCUGCUGCACUGCGAGCUGAGAUCAUGGACGCAGAGGGUCUGGGCCUCAAGCUGGAGGAUAGGGAGACAGUCAUCAAAGAACUCAAGAAGUCCUUAAAAAUUAAGGGAGAGGAGCUAAGCGAGGCUAAUGUGCGCCUGAGCCUGCUGGAGAAGAAGCUGGACAGCUCCUCAAAAGACGCGGAUGAGCGUGUGGAGAAGAUCCAGACCAAGCUGGAUGAGACGCAGACCCUCCUCAAGAAGAAAGAGAAGGAGUUUGAGGAGACCAUGGACGCGCUGCAGGCUGACAUCGACCAGCUGGAGUCUGAGAAGGCUGAACUGAAGCAGCGACUCAACAGCCAGUCCAAGAUGAGCACAGAGGGCCUGCGGGCUGCACCAGCGUCUGGGAUCGCCUCCAUCGUCACCGGCAUGACUGGAGAUGAGCAGAAAGGUGUUGCUGUGGCCACCAUGGCCGGGGGCUCGGGGUCCCUUCAGGUCGUCGACUCUCCCCUCCUGCUGCAGCAGAUCGAAGCCCAGCGCCUCAGCAUCAAGCACCUGAAGAAUGAGAACAACCGUCUGAAGGCAGAGAAGAUGAGUGCUCAGCUUGCUUCCCUGCCCCCACUGCGUGUGUCGAAGCUGCCCAGCAAGGACGGCUCCCGGCCCGAGGUGCUCUCCAGCGCCCUCUAUCGUAAAACAGACCAGCUGCUGGAGACCCUGCUCCAGAUGAGUGCCAACGUGAAGGUGGUGGACGUCACUGGCAAAUCACCAGUGAGCCCGAGUGCCCAGCUUCUGGAGCAAACCGCUCGUCUCCAGUCCCUCAGCGAGACCCUCGACAGGCUUAAGGAUGAAGUCGCUGAGCAUGUGGUGGUGCAGAGGCCAGGUGCCAGAGUCCCCUCUGACUUUGCCACGUUCCCAUCCACUUCUUUUGUUAAGGCUAAAGAAGAAAAAAAAGAUGACACGUUAUUGGUGGGAAAGGUGAUGUUGCCUUGCUCUCGCGGCCAGGAGCAGGUGCAUCGCCUCGUCCUAUCACAGCCGCAGCUCCACAGAGUGCACCGCCUUCUCCUUGCUUAGGCUCCACCCCUACUCACACCUCUGGUGUGUUAGUCUGCACGAAUGACACCUCGCCGUACACCAAUCUCCACAUUAGUUUCACAACAUUCAUUUCAGCUGCCAUUUUUGCCACUGACCUACGAAAAUGCCAAUGCUACAUUUGAGAAGGAUAUUACAGGUUUGAGAAUAUCUGAUGUCCAUUUCAGUUACUAUGUUUAAAAUGUCCUUGGAUUGCUAGGGAAUAGUUCAAUACACUUUUAAGAUUUCAGUUUUGUUUAUACCAUUCAAUGUGGAUAAAAGUACACACAUGCUUAUAAAUUUCACCAUAUGAAGGCAGACUGUCAUGUGGAUCGUUUUGUAACUUGAGUAUUUCUGUCGGACAUAUUACUUCUGGCCAGUAGAGUAAUUUUAUCACUAAGAUCUUACGUAAGGUUAAUUUGUUGCGUAAGGUUAAGCUGAGAACAGUUAUUGUUUUUCAUUUUAAUUUAAAAUAUUUAUCAAAUGUAGUGUUAUUUAAUGUUUUUAUACAUUAACAAAUAUUUCAUUUAGUAUAGCUAAAGCAUACUAAUUUUUAUCUUACUUUGGUAAGCCAUUAAUUUACCAUAGCAGUAUCUUCAAAUGUAGUGCCGUUAAGUUUGUGAAAUAUCUACUGGAUGCAUAACAUUUUUAUUAUUAUGAUGAAGAUGUAACAUUUCAUUUGUAUGAGAUGGAACUAAGAUAUAUGAAGAUACAUAUUUUGUUAUUUGGGGAUUGUCCUUCACAUUUUGUUCCACCAUUGAGAAGUUAAUAAGUAUCAUAAUGUCUAUUUAUUUAACAUGCCUGCUUACGAUGACCGUUUGGAGACUGUUCCCAGUGUGACUGAGAUGCAACAGCUUCUCUUUGAAACUGUUCCAGUCUUAUCACAAAUACAGGUACUUGUAAGGAUGUCAUGCCAAACAAGAACUGAAACUCAUUGCUCAGAAUGUUUACCUAAUAAUGCACUAUAGUUUAUCUUUGUCUUAUGUGAAAGAGGAGGUGAAGUUCUUUUAGAGAGUAUACUUGAGUAAUAGUGACCAACCAAUAUGAAGUAACCACUCUGCGUAAUCACUCCUUACUCUCUCAGUGCUGCAGUUGUAUUGAGGGCACUCCUGUAACCUAAUAUAUAUUUCCCAGCUUUAACCCCCACUGUAUGCAUCGGCUGUAGCAUCUUGAAAAUUCAACAUAUGCUAGAAACACUCUGCGGCCUUGUAGUACUGUAACCAUACAUACAAUAAACCGUUACUCCAGAACACUC